GUUUGGGAUCCGGAGCGGGCGCAGUGGCCCCGGGGCGGGGUGCGGGGGGUCCGGGGAGGAGGACGGCGGCCCCGGUAGAAUGGGGAAGGAGCAGGAGUUGCUGGAGGCGGCCCGCACCGGGCACCUCCCGGCGGUGGAGAAGCUGCUGUCCGGGAAGCGGCUCUCUUCGGGCUUCGGCGGCGGCGGCUCCGGCGGCGGCUCCGGAGGCGGCGGCGGCCUGGGCUCCUCCAGUCACCCCCUCUCCAGUCUCCUCAGCAUCUGGAGAGGACCCAAUGUGAAUUGUGUCGAUAGCACCGGUUAUACCCCUCUGCACCAUGCAGCUCUGAAUGGCCACAAGGACGUGGUGGAGGUUCUUCUAAGGAAUGAUGCAUUGACCAAUGUGGCUGACUGUAAAGGCUGUUACCCUCUUCACCUGGCAGCCUGGAAGGGGGAUGCUCAGAUAGUUCGAUUACUCAUCCACCAAGGACCCUCCCACACCAAAGUCAAUGAACAGAACAAUGACAAUGAGACGGCCCUUCACUGUGCAGCUCAAUAUGGCCAUAGGGUGGUGAAGGUCCUCUUGGAGGAACUAACUGAUCCCACCAUGCGCAAUAACAAGUUUGAGACACCACUGGACCUGGCUGCACUCUAUGGGAGGCUGGAGGUGGUGAAGAUGCUGCUCAAUGCUCACCCCAACCUCUUAAGCUGCAACACUAAGAAACAUACUCCUCUGCACUUGGCUGCACGAAAUGGUCACAAAGCUGUGGUCCGUGUCCUUCUGGAUGCUGGGAUGGAUAGCAACUACCAGACGGAGAAGGGCAGUGCUUUGCAUGAGGCUGCUUUGUUUGGCAAGACAGAUGUGGUUCAAAUCCUGCUGGCUGCAGGAAUUGAUGUGAACAUAAAAGAUAACCGGGGGCUAACUGCACUAGACACUGUUCGAGAGCUUCCUUCCCAGAAGAGUCAGCAGAUAGCAGCAUUUAUUGAAGAACACAUGACUGGGAAAAGAAGUACAAAAGGAGACAAAUCUAUCAGAACCCAGUCACCGUUUGUCCCUAAUGUGGACUCAACAUCCCUGAAGUCUCAAGGUGAUGUGGAGAAAGCAGUAAAUGAGCUGAUCAUUGAUUUUGACAUGAACUCACAAGAGGAAGGUCCCUAUGAAGCUCUGUAUAAUGCCAUUUCCUGCCACUCACUAGAUAGCAUCACCAGUGGAAAGUCUUCUGACAGAGAAUCUGUGACCAAGGAGGCAGAAGCAGCCAUUGUGAAAGCAUCUGGAGUGAGGCCUAGAGAACGUCCACCCCCUCCAGCAAAACCACCACCAGAGGAAGAGGAAGACACUGAAAUGGAGCUUUGUCCUCAUACAUCCUCUGAGGUCCCCGUCAUGAGAAGUAGGAGCCAGGGGAGUGCACCCAAGGAGGAAGAUGAGCAUCCUUAUGAGCUAUUGCUAACAGCAGAAACAAAGAAGCUAGUACCAUUGGAGGGAAAAACAAAAGAUCACGGAAGGAGCAGGGGCAGCCGGAGCCAGGACUCUGCAGAGGGACUAGACGGGCAGGUCCCAGAGCAGUUCUCAGGUCUUCUACACGGCUCUUCUCCAGUGUGUGAAAUCAGUGAGGACCCUUUCCAGCUUCUUUCCACCGUCAGCCAGGGUGGCUCCGAAGGGUCAUCCAGGCAGGGCACAAGUCAAGAAGCUGCUAUGCAGCUGGAGGAUGCUGCUUUGCACACUCCUGGAUCCACCCAGCCCAGCCUUCCUGACCAAAAUAAGAAACUGGGUUAUUCAGCUGGCCUGCCUACCAACCACAGCCAAUCGGACCCUGAAACUUUGGUGCACGAAAUAUCUCAGCACCCUCGUGGUGCCGAGGAAGCAGGAGACUGGAGUGGGACCAGGAGCUGGGCCCCUCCCACUAGCAGACCAAAAGCUGAACUUAAACUGAGCCGCAGUUUGUCCAAGUCAGACUCUGAUCUCCUGACCUGCUCACCAACAGAAGAUACCACAAUGGGGAGUAGGAGCGAGUCCUUAUCCAAUUGCAGCAUUGGGAAGAAGCGGCUAGAAAAGUCUCCAUCCUUUGCCUCAGAGUGGGAUGAGAUUGAAAAGAUCAUGAGUUCAAUCGGGGAAGGCAUAGACUUUUCUCAAGAACAGCAGAAGAUCUCAGGUUCACGGAUGUUGGAGCAGAGUGUCGGGGAGUGGCUGGAAUCAGUUGGUUUGCAGCAAUACGAAAGCAAGUUGCUUCUGAAUGGCUUUGAUGAUGUGCGCUUCCUGGGGAGUAACGUAAUGGAAGACCAGGACCUCCGGGACAUUGGGAUCAGUGAACCCCAGCACCGGCGGAAGCUUCUCCAGGCUGCAAGAUCUUUGCCCAAGGUAAAACCUCUGGGCUGUGAUGGGAAUGCCCAGCCAUCUGUCCCAUCCUGGCUUGACUCUCUGGGUCUGCAGGAUUAUAUCCAGUCUUUUCUGUCAAGUGGCUAUAGUUCUAUUGACACUGUGAAAAACCUCUGGGAACUGGAGCUCGUUAAUGUGCUAAAGGUUCACCUGCUUGGCCACCGGAAGCGGAUCAUCGCCUCUCUUGCAGAUCGACCCUAUGAGGAGCCCCCCCAGAAGCCCCCUCGCUUUUCCCAGCUGCGAUGCCAAGAUCUGCUUUCCCAAACAUCCUCUCCCCUGAGCCAAAAUGAUUCUUGUACUGGGAGGUCAUCAGACCUGCUGCUGCCCUUGGGGGACACAGGCAAAAGGCGAUAUGACAGCUGUCACGACCCAGCUGCCCACGGCAGAGCCGAGCGCUUUAAGACACAGGAGGAUCCCCGGGAGGCCAAACUGACCCUUCGGCCCCCCAGCCUGGCUGCUCCUUAUGCCCCUGUGCAGAGCUGGCAGCACCAACCGGAGAAGCUCAUCUUUGAAUCUUGUGGUUAUGAAGCCAAUUAUUUGGGCUCUAUGCUGAUUAAAGAUCUUCGUGGGACAGAGUCUACACAGGAUGCCUGUGCCAAGAUGCGGAAAUCAACUGAGCAGAUGAAGAAGAUCCCAACCAUAAUUCUUUCCAUCACCUACAAAGGGGUUAAAUUCAUUGAUGCUUCCAACAAGAACAUCAUUGCAGAACAUGAGAUUCGGAACAUCUCCUGCGCAGCCCAGGACCCCGAGGACCUCUGCACCUUUGCCUACAUCACCAAGGACCUGCAGACUAGCCGCCACUACUGCCACGUGUUCAGCACUGUAGAUGUGAACCUGACCUAUGAGAUCAUCCUGACCCUGGGACAGGCCUUCGAGGUGGCCUAUCAGCUGGCCCUGCAGGCUCAGAAAGCCAAGCCAGGUGGGGCAUCAGCAGCUGAGAUGAUAGAAACAAAAGCUUCCAAACCGGUGCCUAAGCCUCGAGUUGGCAUGAGGAAAUCUGCAUUGGAAUCGUCUGACAUGGACCAAGAUACCCAGUCUCAUGGCAGCGUCUCCUGGGUAGUGGACCCAAAACCGGAUUCCAAAAGGAGCCUCAGCACUAAGUAUGAGACCACUAUCUUCUAAAACCAACCCAGCCCCUGCCUCCACUAGUCUCACUGUGCCUUUACCAUCUGAUCUGUCUGCUGUUUUCAGCUCUCUCCUUCCAGCUGCUGAUGGUGAGCCCCCCACCCUCCCAGGGGCCUGCUCUCCUCCCUGGCAGCAGCACUGAGACGCUGUACGCUAACAACUCUUGUACCUUAUACCACCAAACACUGUGAAUUCUCCUCUCUUUGGCCGGGGACGGUGCAGUGGAGGGGGGGAGGUGCCUUCGAGGUGGGCACCAAGAGGGCUGAAGGGGGCCUCUGAAUGGAUGGGCACUACAGAUCCCUGGGGGAUUGGCCUUAAAGCCAACUCAGUGAUGGUAAUGUCACCCUGGGCUCAGGCGCAGGACACGUGAUCUGCUCUGGCCCAUCCUUCCAUCUGAGCCAUGGCUGGGGACUAUUGCCAAGAACUAACUAACUCACCUUUCUCAACACUAACCACUGUGACCACCCGGUGUGCCAGGAAACCUACUCCCCAUUCUAAACUCAAGUCCUGCCUGCCAGCUCUACCCCAUCACCUCUCUGAUGUACGGUGCUGGACUCUUUGUCAGCUGACAGCCUACCCAUGGCUUCCAUGGUUCGGUAUUGAGAGGACUGAGCCACUGCAGAUGGCCAGAGGCAGGAGAUGGAAAGGCAUUAAUACUGUUUGGUGGUUUGGACUGGUCAGAAUUGCAUUCUCUGUGUGUCCAGGCUGCAUGCCAAUUCUUCACAUCUGUAGCUGACUCUCAGGAGGAGCUUUUGAAGGGUUGACCUCAGGGGUGACCGGAGUGUUAGGGAUUUGAUAGUUAUCAUUUAGAAGGUCUUGUGGCUUACUCCAGCAAACAGGUUCCUUGCCUCAUAUAGUUUAUAACAAAUAGAAUGGAGGCUCUAUCUGUGUGGUCCAUCAUCCCUGUCAGUCCCAUAUUUAUUAGAGUCCCAGAAGGUUGGGCAGCACCAGCCUCGGGUUCCAAAGUCCAGGUCACUGAAUGGAAGGCUCCCUUCUUGCAGGAGUGAGGAGUGAGGCCUGUCCUCUUCCCAUAUGGUGCAUAGUCAUACUGUCUGAGAAAGGGGCUGCCAUAAGCUAGGGGCUGGUACCCGAGCUUUCUAUGGUAACUGCUAUCAUUUCCCAAGGCAUUCUGAAGUCUGCUUCCUUCUCCAUAAUGUGAGAAUUCAAAGAUUAAGCAUCGGCCUGCUUUGACCUCCUUCUUCCAAGGCCUGUAGUGUGGUAGAUGAUAGAAGGCUGGACACUGUCAUUUCCUAUGAGUUCAAGAACCUUCAAAACCUUUAAGAACUGAGAUGAGAAAGGAGAUGGGGCUGUAGACAAGCAGAAUCCACUCUGGUGUGGGGAAGUUAGCUUAGUUGACAGCAUAUGGGAAGGAAGCAAUUUCAUUAGGAAAUGGUUCAAAUGUAAUACGGUCCAGUGGGAUACAGCAGUUUUAGGGAGUUUUACUGUAAGUUAAUAUCACCAGGGUAGGCCUCCCUGCCUGCCUGGUUCUUGUGCCUUUUAAGAGCAGAUUCCCUGUACCUGAGCUCUGCUGGGCUUUCCCUCUUAUCAGGCAGCCCAGGGAGCCCUGGGGAUUCUGUGAGGCACCUUCCCCUUCGACUUCAGUCCUCCUCUCUGUGCAAUUUGCCUUUGGUUAACCCUUUCCCCUCCCCAUUCUGUUUGCUUCUGCCAAGCUGAGCCACUGGGAAACCACACUGCUGCGGAAAAAUAGUCCUGGGGGCACAGACUGCUGCCACCACUGCCUCACCUGCCAUCCUGAAGAUCCAGGCUCAGCCUCUGCUUUCGGGAUCGCCUUCCUGCUGUUCAGCACAGGCUUUCCACAACCAGGCCUCGAAAAUAGAUCCUCCCCCCAUCCCUCCCUGCCCCUGGCUGGAGAGCAGCAACUCGGGGUCUCUCUCUGGCAGAUGAGAUUGGGAUUCCACGGGGCCAAGAAGUGACUCUGGGUUUUUUAGCUUGUCCAGAAACACUUUUUUUUUUAAUAGAAAAAAAUGACUGCCAAUAGCUUGGGCCCAUAGGGAAGAUUGCCAGUCUUCAUCCAGAAAGUCAUGGGGAUGAAGAUCUUUGAGAAACUAGAACUGGCCAAAAGGACAAUCAAUCCAUCUAGGCCUUCCUUCCUCAGAAUGAGACCUUGGACUAGCAUAGCAGGUUUGAAAGGAAAGCAGUUGCUUAUGGGAGACAGGUGAGUAUAAGAGAACAGAAUCAACAGGCUGAUCUGAAAAUAGCUUGGAUUCUGAUGUUCAGACCCAGCUGAGUUCCUGUGUUUUGUUAAAGUGCACAAACUCCCCUUAGAACAAAACCAUUUGAAGACAAACAAAAACAAAAACAAAAACAAAAAACCAACCCUGGAGACACCUGAAAAGCAGGAGCUCUGGAGCCAUUGCUAGGAUUUUAGAUGUGAAGAGAUGAUGGUUGUUUCCAUACGUUGCUGCCUCUGGUGGAUUCCUAGAGCUUUGGUCCCCUCAGUGCCCCCCAACUCCACCUCGUUAGUGACCACGGGUUUUGGUCUUCUUGUUCCCACCAGCUCUCCCGUAGCUCCAUAUUUUCUAAGUUCCACAGGAAAAACAGAAAAAAAAAAGCUUCAUUUGGGGCAUGAAGUAACAGAGAGACCAACUGAGGCUGAUGCCCAGUGACUGGAGGUCUGUCUAAACAGGUCUCUGCAGUUCGGUCUCAUUGUUGACUCUGAGUUGUGACUAUGCCUGUUUUGUUCCCUUGCUCACCCCUGGUCGCCGACUUGAUUUUUAUCAUUCAGACAGUGCCCUUUAUCCUGCACCAGGUUGGCUUACUAGAGCACUGCUGUUUCUUACAACUCCCUAGUUUGCUUCUCCCUUUAACUUCAGUUUUGUUUCUGGAUUUAAAACAGGGACUUCUUCCAUUUGAGAUGGAAAGGCCGAGCCCUUGUGGGAUAGGGAGCAAAGAGGACCAUGCCUUCCCAUGUGUGCUUUAGCAAACCUAGUAUUCUUACGGUGCGGUUUAUUCCUGUCCAAGUGCAAAUAUUCUAGGCUUUGGCAACACUGCUCUUUCCCAGUGAAAGGUGUCAGUUGGAAUUACAUAUUUAUAUGUAUGCAGGGAGGGUCCUUUUAGAAAUGCACAAACUCUCUGGUUGGCCAGAAGUUGCAGGCAGUGGUUUCGUACCUUGGGCUGAUUUGAGGCUUGGCUUUGUGGGCUUCCUCUCUGUUUAUCCAUCAUAGACUACUGUGGUUCUUCACCCAACCCUGGGAGCAGUUAAUCCUGGUCAUUCUGGCCCCAGCAGAGCUACUCUGGGAAGAGGGGGUUAGCUCUAGCUUCUCUGUCCUAAUAAGGACCAUGAUUCUCCUGGGCCUGCGAAGGACUCCUAGCCCUUGUGCAGUAUUCAGCCUCUGUUUUCCAAAAAAGUUUCCCAAGAAAAAUUAAGUUUUCUUCAGUAAAAUUGUGCUGUUCCUGCCACGCUACUGGGUCUUUAUGUGUGGGGCCCAGUAGCAGCAUUUCUCCAUCUUCCAGAGCUCCACUUUCUUCCUUUUUUUUCAAGGAAGGUUGUUUCCUUUCCAAGUAGGUAUCUGUGGGUAAGAUGGUAGGUCCAAAAAGAAAAUUCUUUGUAGACACUAAGAUGAAUUUCUCAGAUUUUUAAAAAUCACACUUAGGUGUUUUUGUUUUUCUUAAAGCUGCUAUGUCCUCUUUAUUUAUUCAGGGUGUUUUCAGAUUGGGAAGUUGGCUGGUCAGCUCUGGUUCUCAGUUAUGUUUUUAGAUUGGUAUAUUUUUGGAUAUUGGAGAAAGGAAAGUGACUGGAUUUUUUUUUAAAUGGGGAUCAGGUACUCUCCCUUCCCUAGAAAGGGAUAUUACAACUUUAAGAACAGGCUUUGAGUGGGAAAGCCACGGCUAUCAUACUGUUCUCAGUGCAGUCCAUGUAGCAUGGUUGAACACAUCCACUGUGUUUUUUGAACUGUGAAGGAGCCCAUUUAGGUGUGAAACUGCAGCUUUCUUGGAAUGGGUUCAGUUACAUUAAGCUGUCAUCAGUUCCCAGCUCUCUGCUUGAAUUUCCCCAUGUGCUUGCUAACUGUUCUUAGGCAAUAGGAUUCUUCUUCCUAACAAGGCUCUACAUUCGCAACUCUCCAGGCCCCUAGUGGGCCCUCUAGUACUAAAGAUCAGGGGUAGUUUCUCAGAGACAGGUUGGAACAGUAAAGCAAGCACAUCUGUGGUUUGUGAAAGUUAAUCUGAGUUUAGUCGGGCUUGAAGGCUCAUCUAAUACUGCCCAGACUGGCAGAAUGACUGUCAAAUUCAGUUUGCAAAAGGGUGAUUUUGCUAAUUGUGGUGUGUGGCAAUGGGACUGAUUUGUAAUAAAAAUGUUAUUUAAUCUUUGUCUCUGUAUUUUGAUACUUGAAUGGUUUCCCUUUUUAUUUUCCUGUAUAUAUAAUUGUUAAUCUGUCCAAUUUUGUCAGAAUUAUAAACACCUUGUGGUACCAAACAUAACCAAUCUGUGCAACAAAAUAGACUGACCUCACUACACAGAGAGAUUGUAAAUAUUCCUGGGCUUCCAGCAUUGGUUUUGUUAUUUUCAUAACUGUGCAACUUAGAACAGACUGAAUAAAUGAGAAGUGACUUAGAA
Phascolarctos cinereus (koala) is the source of this 8051-nucleotide messenger RNA. The record is from RefSeq and is a predicted model, not a curated record. Lineage: Eukaryota; Metazoa; Chordata; Mammalia; Diprotodontia; Phascolarctidae.